GCCACGCACCCGCCUACGGAAACCAUGCACUAUUGCAGACCCUCCCCGCACAUUGGCACACGAUGUUUCGCUUUACUCGAGAGUCUUGCUUUCUCACUCUUUCCCUAGAAAUGAGAUGGCCGGCCGGCAUGAUAAAUACACUGUGAAUACCCAGUUAUCGUGCGGAAAAGGCCUCGAGUAUUCCACUUCGAGGCAUAGUCACUUCGCUCAUGGGCUCCCUCACACGGCUUUGGGCCUGUCGCAUUGCGCCGGAAGCACACAGAAUGCACAUGCUCUCAUCAAGCGACUUCAACACGAUAAAUUCGCAUUCCUCUUUGGUACCGCGGGCAGACGAGGUGAAGCUGGCCCAAGGUGGUUGUAUUUGUGGCAAAAUUACAUUCGAAAUAGUUGGCAAGCCUAUUCGAACGAUCCUCUGUCACUGUAUGGGUUGUCGCCGAACCACCGGACUGGCAUAUUCCACCAGCAUCACCGUGGCUGCCUCGACAAUGACCGUUCACGGAAAGCCUAAAGAGUGCGUCUUCGAUUCUAAGGAGCGUCCAAAGUCAAGGAUAACAUUUUGCGCCGACUGCUCCAGUACUUUGUGGAAGGAGAGCGACGUAGAGGGUCAGAUGGGUUUAUGUCUCGUUCAAACAGGCGUCUUGCGGAAUAAGAUGAAUGGCUUCAAGCCUCAGGUCCAAGUCAUUACAGCGUUGCGACCGACCUGGAUCGAUCGUAUAUGGGACGCGGGAGGAGCGGAAAGUCCAUGAUCUGGGCUCGGCCAGUUCCGAGGUCUUGAAUGUCGCUGUUGGAUGCUGAGGAGAAGGCGUUAUACUUAUACCC
This is a messenger RNA of Aaosphaeria arxii CBS 175.79, 819 nucleotides long. RefSeq lists its product as uncharacterized. The coding region runs from base 210 to 746 and encodes 178 amino acids. The transcript is spliced from 2 exons. Lineage: Eukaryota; Fungi; Ascomycota; Dothideomycetes; Pleosporales. Gene Ontology annotation, molecular function: carbon-sulfur lyase activity. The record is from RefSeq and is a predicted model, not a curated record.